AUGGACGUUGGGACUGACUCAAAGGGGCGACCUGAUCCCCACCAUCACUCAUACAGCCCGAAUUUCGACUGCGUAGCCGCCUCCAGCUUCUGCCAGGAGAUGGACGUCGUCUCCUUUCCCGCUAUUCGUUUAUAUGAGAAGGAUGGGCCAACAACACGAUAUCGAGGACCUAGAAAAGCCUCGACCAUAGAGGCUUUUAUGAAACGGGCUCUUCGGCCGUCUGUCCAAGACAUCACCGAGCAGCAGCAGCUCGACGACUUCCUCACCAGCGAUGACUAUGUAUUCCUCGCUCAAUUACAUAGUGAUGAUGAAAGUCUCGAUGCUCGAUUUCGAAAUCUUGCAGAGGAGUAUUCUGAUCGGUACUCGUUCGGCGUAGCCAGCUCUUCUGAUGCCAGCUCCAGUGGCAUUUGGUGCUACAAUAAUGUCGAUGAAUCAGAACACACAGCUACAGACCUGGACGACGCGAAUUCUUUAAAGAAGCUGGUUGAUCUUUGCACCGCAGAAGUCAUCCCGCAGCUUACUCGGCGCAACGAACUGACGCAUCUCUCAUCGGGACGCUCUUUGGUCUUUUACCUUUACAAAACGGAAGCGCAGCGUGAAGCUUACACCAAAAAUCUCAAAGGCACAGCUCAACGAUACGCCGAAUUCCUCACCUUUGUCACCGUAGAUUCCAACGAGUACCCGGACAUGGCACGUAACCUCGGUAUCCGCUCUACUGGUGGCCUGGCCGUGCAAAACGUUCACAACGGCCAAGUCUUCCCUUUCAAGGGGGACAUUACUUCGCCGAGCGAGAUUGACCAGUUCAUCGUGGCCAUUUCUGAGGGCAGAGCUCAACCGUGGGAUGGGACCUUUGAUGAGGGUCAUGACGAGCUUUGA
Molecule: messenger RNA, 876 nt
Organism: Trichoderma gamsii
Lineage: Eukaryota; Fungi; Ascomycota; Sordariomycetes; Hypocreales; Hypocreaceae
Exons: 4
Coding region: 1-876 (291 amino acids)
Cellular component (GO): endoplasmic reticulum
Molecular function (GO): protein disulfide isomerase activity
Source: RefSeq, a predicted model, not a curated record